Sparassis crispa is the source of this 783-nucleotide messenger RNA. RefSeq names its product Versicolorin reductase 1. Bases 1 to 783 code for a protein of 260 amino acids. Lineage: Eukaryota; Fungi; Basidiomycota; Agaricomycetes; Polyporales; Sparassidaceae. Gene Ontology annotation, molecular function: oxidoreductase activity, acting on the CH-OH group of donors, NAD or NADP as acceptor. The record is from RefSeq and is a predicted model, not a curated record. The transcript has 5 exons.
AUGGCGGCAAUCGGAUCAUCUUUGAAGGGCAAGCUGGUCCUCAUCACAGGCUGCACCGGAGGCAUCGGGCAGGCAACUGCACGAGCCUUCGCCCGCUCCGGCUGCUCAGUAGCAGUGCACUACCACGCGGCAUCCUCGCGCGCCAAGGCAGACACGCUCAUCUCCGACCUCAAGGCUGUCGCCAGCUCCGACGCGCGGUUCGCCGCCUUCCAGGCAGACCUGUCGAACUACGACGAGGCGCGCCGCCUCCAUGCGGAAGUCGUGCAGCAGAUCGGGCACCCGGACAUCCUCUUCGCGAACCACGGCAUCGCGGGGCCCAAGAUUGGUCCGCUGGGCGACAUCAAGGACGUGCCCGUGGAAGUGUUCGAAGAGACGUGGCGGACGAACACCGGCACGAGCUACGUGCUCGCGCAGCUCUGCGUGCCGCACAUGGAAGCGCAGAAAUACGGUCGCGUCAUUUUCACGUCGAGUAUCGCCGCAGGUAACGGUGGAGUGAUCGGACCCCACUACGCAUCGUCCAAAGCGGCCCUGCACGGCCUGGUCCACUGGCUGUCCCUGCGAUACGCCAAAGACGGAAUCACGUCCAACGCGAUCGCGCCCGCACUCAUCGAGGAUACCGCCAUGAUGGCGAAUCCGACGCCCGAGAUGCGGAGCAAGAUCCCCAUCGGGCGACUCGGGAAGCCCGACGAGAUGGCUGAGAUCGUCCUCCUGCUCGCGUCUAACGGGUACAUGACAAACAAGAUCAUCGUAGCGGACGGAGGCUGGACACACGGCAACUUCUGA